Triticum turgidum subsp. durum (durum wheat) is the source of this 375-nucleotide messenger RNA. The record is from the annotation of a GenBank genome assembly. Lineage: Eukaryota; Viridiplantae; Streptophyta; Magnoliopsida; Poales; Poaceae.
AUGAGAAACGAGAUCACCGGCUGCUCACAGCGGCGCUACUGCUCACGGCGGGGAAGGGAGAUCGGCGGCGCAGCUCACGACGGUGGCGGCGAAGGGACAUCAGCGGCACUGCUCAUGGCGGUGGCGAUGAAGGGACAUCGGCAGCGUUGCUGCUCAAGGAGGCGGCGAAUUGAUACGGCGGCGCUGCUGCUCAUGGCGCAGGGGGGUCGCCGGCGGUGCUGUUCAUGGUGGAGGGAGAUCAUCGGCGGCCGGCGCUACUGCCUGUUCCCCGCGGUGAAGAAAACGAUUCGGAAGAGUGGUGGUAUUAUUUCAUACCGGGCUGUACCGGGUGUUUUCAGUUUAGUGAAGAAUGAUUUGCGAUUACAUGGUAUCUGA